AUGAAUAGUAUGCAUAAAUUAUUUCAAUUCGAAAAUAAAGAUGAUGAUGAUAUAUAUAUAAACGCAUUCUUUAGAAAAAACAUUUUUAGAAAAUAUGAAUUUAAAUCUAAACAUUAUGAUAAGCCCAAAUCGGAUGUAAUAAAAAAUAAAAGUGGUGCGCAUUUCAAACGUGUUUCAAAUAACUCUUGGUAUGAUACAAGUGUUUAUAAUAAGGAAAAAGAUAUUUAUUUAUUGUGUAAAGAAAUGAAAAAUGAAAAUAAAUCUAUUAAUAUUUUAAGAUCAGUAGAAAAAAACGAGGAAAUACAACAAGUUGUGAACACUUAUGAAAAUGCCCAAAAUAAAACGAAUACAAAAAAUGUAUAUAAUUUACAAAUUGAUAAAUAUACGGAUAUACAUAAUAAUGUACUAAAAAAUAAUCCGUAUAAUAGUUUAUAUAUGAAUAAGAAAGGGAAAAAUAAUAAAUUGUUAAACAUAGAAAAUAAAAUUCACACUGAUUUGUUAAUAGGCAAGCCAAGUGUGGACAAGCCAAGUGUGGACAAGCCAAGUGUGGACAAGCCAAGUGGGGACAAGCCAAGUGUGGACAAGCUAAAUGUGGACAAGCCAAGUGGGGACAAGACAAAUUCCAAUAUUAAAGACUGUAGAGGGGGAGAUGAAUUAGAAGAAAAAAACAAAAAUAUAAAAACAGAAAAAAAUAUUUUAAAACCCAAAAAUGUAAUAAAAAAUAAUCUCAGAUUGAAAAAAGAAAAUAUAACAAGAACCAGUAGUGCAUAUUGUGAUGAUAAUAUUGAAAAGGAUUAUUUCAAAAAGCGUUGGAAAUCUAAUUUAGUUAAUUGCAAGAUUUUGAAAGGAAAAGUAAUUCAAAAGAAAUGGAUUGAAAAUAUUAAUUCCGAAUUUGAUAUAAAUAAUUUGGAUGAAUUAAAAAACAAAUCUAUAUUUCUUAAUAAUAAUAAUAAUACAAAUAAAUUUAAAAACAUUAGAUGUUUACAUUUAAAGGAUAAAAAAAAUAAUUAUUUAGAUCAUUUAAUAAAUUCUAAUUAUAUAUAUAAUAAAAAACAUAAAUAUUUUAAAAGAGAAAAAAUGUUAUUUCCUAAAAUUGAAAACAUGGUCGAGAUAGAAAAUUAUAAUUUAGAACAAGGAGGCGAAAGAAAAAAAAACUUAAAAAAAAAUAAUAAAAUUAAUCAAGACUUUGAAAAUGAAUAUUAUAAUAAUAAAAAGGAGAGUUCUAAUAAUUUACUAUUCGAUAUUUCUGUUUCACAAAAUUAUGAAAUAAAUUAUGAUGAUAUGUCAAAAAAAAAAGAAAAAGACAAGAUCGAAAAAAAUGAUAUAUCAAAAAAAAAAGAAAUAUACAAUUUAAUUGAAAAAAUAGAAUUAAAUGAAAUACAAAAAAGUAUUAAGACAAAAAAUAAAUAUUAUUCUAAACAUAUGAAUUCUAAUAAAAUUAUAAAUAGAGAGAUUUCUGAUGAUAUUGUCAAAAAAAUAAAAGACACACAACUUUGUAUUCAUGAUUAUAGCUUUAAUAGUAAUGAUAAAAAUAUUCAAUUUGCAAAAGGAAAUAUAUCAGAUAAUAUAUCAAUAGAUUUUAAAAUAUAUAAACCAAUAUUAAUGAAUUAUGCAACUCAAAUAAUAAUAGAAAUGGGAAAUAAAAUAUUAAAAAAUAUAUAUAUAAAUGAAUAUCCUCAAACAUUUAAUGUUAUUAUACAAAAAAUAAAUAAAACAAAUAAUGAACAAAUAAUUAAUAAAAUACGAAAUAAAAUGAAUAGUAUAAAAGAUGAAGAUUUAAUAAAAUUUGUUUAUUUAAAUAAUUAUAAAGAAAUAGGUUAUUCAUAUAUAUGUAUAAAAAAUUUGGUAAAAUUUGGAAUGGAUGGUGGAAUGUUUAUUUUAGUUUCAAAUGAAAAAAAGGAAAGUGUGAAUCAUAAACAUUUUAUGCAUUCUCAAAUUAUACCAAUUAACAAACAGGAAAUAAAUAUACUUAAACCCAAAAUUUUUAUGAAUUAUAAAAUUUAUUGUCCUAAAUUAUUUAUAGACAAUUUACCAAUAAAUGAAAUCAUAACAUCUAAUGAAAAAAUAAAAUAUCUAGAAGACAUGAUUAGACAAUUAUAUGUUUUUAUUCAAAAUUCAUAUUCAAUAAAAUAUACAAAAAAUAUUGUUAAUCCAAAAGAAAUAAAAGCAAGAGUUAUAUAUCAUAGAUCAAAGGGUUCAGAAAAAGAUGCAGAAGACAUAAUUAAUAAAAAAAAAUAUCCAAGUUACAAAAUUGAAAAUUUAGAAAUUAAAAAAAAAAGCAAGCCCAAAAAAAUAUGUAAAAAUUAUGAUACCAUAAAUGAAAUUAGUCAAAUAUAUGAAAAAAAACAAAUACAAAAUGAUACAUAUAAAUAUCUAACUUUUCCACAUUCGAAUAGUACACAAAAUAUUGAACAAAACAAAAAUUGUAAUAAAAUAAAAAAUACUAAUAAUGUGUAUAUCCAAAUAGAAACAGAAUUAAACGACACAUCUGUUAAUAUAACAAAUAAGUCGAAUAACAGUACAGAUAAAGCUAAUUCAAACAGUUUAAACAGUUUAAAUGGUACAAGCGAUGCAAAUAAAGAAAACUGUCUCAAUAUAGAAGAGACAAAAGAAGACAUGAAUUUAUCAGCCAAUGAUAAGGAUGAUAAAAAGAAACCUGAAAAUGAAAUUUCUAAAACAAACAAAAAUAUGAAAAAUGAUAGUGAUACAAGAAAAAUAAAUAUACAGAAAGAAAUAUAUUUAGAUGAAAUUAAUGAAUCUGUUACAGAUAAUAUAUAUAAUUUGAGUGAAGUAAAAACACAAAAAUGUAAAACUAAAAAAGAACAAAAAAAUAAUAUUAUUUUAUCAUCUAAAAUAAACGAAAUUACUAAUGAAAAUAAAAAUAAAAUUAAUGAAUUAUGUAAUGUAAUAGAAAAAUUAAAAAUAGAAUUAGAAUCAAAAAAUUUGGAAAUAAACAAAUUAAAACAUUCAAAUAAUAAUAUCAACAUUUUGUAUAAAUCGUGUCAUAAAAAAAUUUAUAAUCAUGAAGAAAAAAAAAAAAAAAAAAAAAAAAAAGUACAAAUGUUCAAAAAUAAUAUAUUAUUGUCUAAAUUUAAUGGUAUAUAUAAUUGUGAAAUAACUCAUCAAAAUUUGGAAAAAAAUAUUUUGAUUAAUUCAAGUAUAGAAAAUAAAUGUUAUUUUGAGAAAGAAGAUGAAGAAAUAACCAAAGAACCAUACCCAAACGUUAACAAUAAUAUAUCUUUUUUCAACUUAAAUAUGAAGGAAAAAAAAAUAAAUUAUAAUGAACAAAAAGAAGAAUUACAAUCAAACAACCAUGACACAGAUAUGGAAAAACAAUGUAUAGAUGAUGUUGUAGAUACUAAUACUACUUUAAAUGAAAUAGAUGUGGAGGAAGAAGAUAAUACACUUUCGCAUAAAAAAACAAAACAACAUUUAGCUAAUAUUGAAAAUAAACUAAUAGAGUUUGAAAUGUUAUUAAAAAAUAAUGAACUAAUCAAAAAUGAACUAAAUAAGAACGAACUAAAUAAGAACGAACUAAAUAAGAACGAACUAAAUAAGAACGAACUAAAUAAGAACGAACUAAAUAAGAACGAAGUAAAUAAGAACGAAGUAAAUAAGAACGAACUAAAUAAGAACGAACUAAAUGAGAACGAACUAAAUGAGAACGAACUAAAUAAGAAUGAGCCCCUAUUGUUAGAUGUAAAUGAUUCUAAAAAUAAUGAAAAUAAAAAUUUAGAUGAAUAUGAGGAUAUAAAUUAUAAUGAAGAAAUAUAUGAACAAUCUAUUGUAGAUAAUUUAGAUAAUGAAAAAUGUUUUACUAAUAAAAUUAAAAAAAUAAAUAAAUAUGAUAACAACAUUAGAUUUAAUUUCCCUCUAAAUUUUGUUAAAAGGGGUUCACAUAAUUCUAGUCCAGAACCAAAUUAA
Messenger RNA from Plasmodium yoelii, 3924 nucleotides. Its product is annotated as conserved Plasmodium protein, unknown function. The record is from RefSeq and is a predicted model, not a curated record. Bases 1 to 3924 code for a protein of 1307 amino acids. Lineage: Eukaryota; Apicomplexa; Aconoidasida; Haemosporida; Plasmodiidae. The transcript has a single exon.